This is a messenger RNA of Dermacentor albipictus, 1254 nucleotides long. Its product is annotated as piggyBac transposable element-derived protein 4-like. NCBI's taxonomy places the organism in Eukaryota, Metazoa, Arthropoda, Arachnida, Ixodida, Ixodidae. The record is from RefSeq and is a predicted model, not a curated record.
AAAGUUGCACUCGGAAUUUUCGUUCCCGUAGGACUCGAUCAACGAGAGUUUGGCAUGAAUGUGGACUCGCUCACACGCGAAGAGGCACUGGAACUCUUUUUCAGCCUGCCAGAUGAGUCCGAAACAAGUGAGGACGAGGCACUGAGUAGUGAGGAUGAGUUCGUUCCGGAGCUUGCACCACCAGACUCGAGUCCCGACGAAGAUGACAACGAAGCAGGUCCAUCAACAAGCAAACGCAAGAAACGGCGACCAACAAUUUCAAAGAACAGGAAAAAAAGCAAGCGGGAAACAGUCGAGCCGUAUCACGAAGUAGACGACGUGCUAGGAGAGGAAGUUGGUGACAAGUGGAGUACAAAUGAACCGCCGAUCUGCGUUGGGAUUCCAAAAUCAUGGGACCCUCAGUUCUCAACAAAGCCAGUGGUGCGGGCAGCCGACUGUUUUGAUCUGUACUUCGACGAUGAAGUGUUGGAAAUGAUUGUAGAGCGCACAAACCGUGCCGGGGCACUAAAAUACCCUAAGAAGUGGGCGGUGCUCACAAGUGAUGAGCUGCGCGCUUAUUUUGGAUUGCUGCUUCUGAUGAGCGUGUCACCACGACAUCACUUUUAUCACUACUGGAGCCGUGAUUCUCUUUUCAACUGCGAAGAAAUCGCCAAAGUGAUGUCUUUCAAGCGCUUCCAGCAUAUCAUGAAUUCCCUUCGUGUAAACGACCCAAGCAAAGAAAAGAAAAGAGGAGAAGAUGGUUAUGACAGGCUUGCUAAGCUGCGUCCCCUUAUUGAUAAACUGAACAAGAAAUUUCAGGAAGAGUACUCGCCGUCAUCUCACCAGGCAAAUGAUGAGAGCAUGGUUGCUUUCAAAGGAAGAUCUAGUAUGAAACAGUACCUUCCAAUGAUGCCCAUAAAAAGAGGGUAUUAAGUCUGGUGCAGGGCCGACUCAAAGACGGGCUAUUUGCUGCAAUUUCAGGUGUAUGAAGGGAAGAAUGCACAAAGACCGGCCAAUCAAAGCCUUGGUGAGCAUGUCGUUCUUUCUCUGUCAGAGAACGUGCAGCCUGGAACGCGGCUAUUCUUUGAUAACUAUUUUACCUGCACUCGCCUAAUGGAAACUCUCGCUGAGAGGAGCAUCCUAGCCGCAGGGACGGUUCGCACCAACAGAAAGGAUUUGCCCGAAGAACUGAAGCGAAACAACAAGCUAAAGAAGGGAGAAUACCUGUGGUGCUCCAAAGGUCAGGUCACAGCCUAUCAGUGGCGUGACACUAAA